Messenger RNA from Perognathus longimembris pacificus (Pacific pocket mouse), 3081 nucleotides. RefSeq names its product nuclear receptor subfamily 6 group A member 1 (gene Nr6a1). The coding region runs from base 1022 to 2338 and encodes 438 amino acids. The transcript is spliced from 9 exons. Gene Ontology annotation, molecular function: DNA-binding transcription factor activity; sequence-specific DNA binding; zinc ion binding. The record is from RefSeq and is a predicted model, not a curated record. Gene Ontology annotation, biological process: regulation of DNA-templated transcription. Lineage: Eukaryota; Metazoa; Chordata; Mammalia; Rodentia; Heteromyidae.
CCCCUCUUCUUGUGUGUAUUCUGAUAUCUGAAUGGAUAGCGGAGAGCUUGACGUCAUGUACCAUUUGCAUAGAGCUCAGAUUUGCCUGCCUUUGCAGUUCUGUGGCUGCACACGUGUCUUGUGUCUCAGCUGUGUGUUGCUGGUAUGAUUCACAAUCGUGGAGGCUAUCACAGGAUGAUUGCUUAAGAUCUUAGGCAUUUUAGAAGAGUAUGGCAAGAAGCUUACUUUAAAGAUUGUGACCUUUGACCGCCGGGGGGGGGAGGUCAAGGGAUGAAAAUUAUAACCUUCCAUGUCUGAAAGGAUUUUGUAGAUUUAGUUUCCUUUCUUCACAUUCUUUCAAACAAGUGUGUUGAACCAGAGCAUGGAAAUAAAGGGCUAAAGCUAAAGGGAGCCCUGCAAACAAUUCAUACCCCCCCAAUUUUCUCAAGAAUUUACCAUGUCAUUGUUUAUUAUAAUGACAAGAAGCAGGGAAUCUUACCCUUACCCUCAAAAGAAAAAUAUUUACAUGCUUUUUUGCUUUGUCUUUCUUCAGAGUCAGAGGUUUUAGUUCAGAUUUUCUAACCUAGAAUAUAGAGAGUAGAGUAUAGAAGUAUAACUCCAGAAAGAAAAAAAAAAAGCCCCAUGUACUGGAAACCUUCCUUGUAACUUUAAUUCUAAUGUGUUUCCUUUUAAUUUUUAAAAUCUCAGUUUAAGAUUAUAGAGUAUUUUCCCUUAAAUGUUCCCAUCAUAGUUUUCAGAGAAGCAUGCCAGGCAGUAUUAACUAAAGAAAAUAAGUCUAUCAGUUCCACUUAGAUAACCUUUGGUAAUAAACGAACUCCAUGCACGCUGUGACCUUAGAGCCUGAACUUUGUAAUCACAUGACCAGCUUGUAAACUGACCUGUGAGGAUGACUGUCGGUAGUGGCUUAGAGAAAGAAAUUGACCAAGUGUCGGAAGGGUGGUCAUCAGGCUGGACUUGUCUUGCAAUCUCAGUUUCUUCAUGGCUGCAAUAGAACUUCUCAGCAGACCCCGAGCAGCACGAAAUGGAGACAUGGGAAGUUUCUGUUCCAGAUGAUCGGGCUGAACAACGAACCUGUCUUAUUUGUGGGGACCGUGCUACAGGCUUGCACUAUGGGAUCAUCUCCUGUGAGGGCUGCAAAGGCUUUUUCAAGAGGAGCAUUUGCAACAAACGGGUGUACCGGUGCAGUCGUGACAAGAACUGUGUCAUGUCUCGGAAGCAGAGGAACAGAUGCCAGUACUGUCGCCUACUCAAAUGCCUCCAGAUGGGGAUGAACCGGAAAGCUAUCAGAGAAGAUGGCAUGCCUGGAGGCCGGAAUAAGAGCAUUGGGCCAGUCCAGAUAUCUGAAGAAGAGAUUGAAAGAAUCAUGUCUGGGCAGGAGUUUGAGGAAGAAGCCAAUCAUUGGAGCAACCAUGGUGACAGUGACCACAGUUCCCCUGGGAAUAGGGCUUCAGAGAGCAACCAGCCCUCACCAGGUUCCACACUAUCAUCCAGUAGGUCUGUGGAACUAAAUGGAUUCAUGACAUUCAGGGAUCAGUAUAUGGGGAUGUCUGUGCCUCCCCAUUAUCAAUAUAUACCACACCUUUUCAGCUAUUCUGGCCACUCACCACUUCUGCCCCAACAAGCUCGCAGCUUGGACCCCCAGUCAUACAGUUUGAUUCACCAACUGAUGUCAGCAGAGGACCUGGAGCCAUUGGGCACGCCCAUGUUGAUUGAAGAUGGAUACGCUGUGACACAGGCUGAGCUGUUUGCCCUGCUUUGCCGCCUGGCUGAUGAGCUGCUCUUUAGGCAGAUUGCCUGGAUCAAGAAGCUGCCUUUCUUCUGCGAGCUCUCAAUCAAGGAUUACACGUGCCUCUUGAGCUCUACGUGGCAGGAGUUAAUCCUGCUAUCGUCCCUCACAGUUUACAGCAAGCAGAUCUUUGGGGAGCUGGCUGAUGUCACUGCCAAGUACUCGCCCUCUGAUGAAGAACUACACAGAUUUAGUGAUGAAGGGGUGGAGGUGAUUGAGCGACUCAUCUACCUCUACCACAAGUUCCAUCAGCUGAAGGUCAGCAAUGAGGAGUACGCAUGCAUGAAAGCAAUUAACUUCCUAAAUCAAGAUAUCAGGGGUCUGACCAGUGCUUCACAGCUGGAACAGUUGAACAAGCGAUAUUGGUACAUUUGCCAGGAUUUCACUGAAUAUAAAUACACACAUCAGCCAAACCGCUUUCCUGAUCUCAUGAUGUGCUUGCCUGAGAUUCGCUAUAUUGCAGGAAAGAUGGUGAAUGUGCCCUUGGAGCAGCUGCCCCUCCUCUUUAAGGUGGUGCUGCACUCCUGCAAGACAAAUGUGGUCAAGGAAUGACCUGUCCCUUUGCCCUCCUCAGGCUGCCCACAGGGGCUUGGGUAGGCAGGACAGGCUCUGGAGAAGAGAGCCAGAAAGACCAAGAUGGAUGCCGUGGAGCCCUGCCUCCAUAGCAAGAAGAGUUUUUGUUUGUUUGUUUGUUUAACCUCAUUUUUCUAUAUAUUUAUUUCACGACAGAGUUGAAUGUAUGGCCUUCAACAUGAUGCACAUGCUUUUGUGUGAAUGCAGCAGAUGCAUUUCCUUGCAGUUUACAGAAUGUGAAGAUGUUUAAUGUUACAGUGUUGUCAUUGUUUAGAGAUAGUUCUUUUGUAUUUUGAGGGAGAGUGUGGGACGAGCUGAGAUUGCUGUUUCCAUGAUGUUGACAAAGACAACUACCUCAAUGGAAGUGGGGGUGUGACCAUCCCUAUUUCUUCCAUGUUUUCUCCACAGACAUACAUUGUCUGUCAGAGAGCAGCUGCCUUUCUCUAGACUUGUCAGGUGAAAGUAUGCCAGAGGGGCGAAGUGGUGGGAAGUGGAAUAGGGCCAGAGAAAGGGGCUAGACAUCCUUUUUCUUUGGAAAGCAUGAAAGUUGAGAGUAGGACCCAGUGGCCAAAUCUAAGGCAGAGAUGUACUUGCACUCAAGGAGUCUUAAAAGCGGAGGCUCUCUUUCACGCCACUGCCAGUAGUAGGUCAGUCUGUAGGUCUUGCCUACAGCUCCCUGAGGACUCACACCUACCUAAUUUCUUUAUUUUUCUUCUUCUUAU